AAUUAAAGUUUUUUCAACUUUUCUCUUCUAUCUCUGUGAUUCAGGCUGCGUUUUCCAGAUCUCGCCUUCCUUUCCAUCCCUUUUCUUUUUAUAAGAAUCUCACGUGCAACUCACGUGCUAUAAUAUUUAAUAAAAUUCAAUUUGUAUGAUACACCAAAUCAAAGCUCACUCAACUCACUUCUCCCGCCCCCGUUGUACGGACAAACCACCGCACCGCCUCUUCCACGCUCCUCGCUGUCGGCACCUCCUCCGCCGUGAUUGGUCUGUCCUUAGCUAUGGAGCUCGAGCUCCUUCUUCACUACUAGGCUUCAACGAUUCUCCUCUACUCCCAGCCUCAAAUUCGCCAUUCUCUCAAUACUCUACUCUAAUCAGGUUCCCAUGGCGCAAAGUGGGAGAUUGUUUCGAGUUAGCUUAUGAGUGUUUUUGUUAUUCCAUGGCUGAUUCUGGGGGCUCCACAGAAGUACAAGCAGGAGCAGGCUCUUCCUCUCAUUUUGGAAGAACACAGGUAUGCUUGUUCGAUUGGUGGUUGAUUCAGACCCAAAACGACCUCCAUGGUAACAUGCUUGGUGUUGCCGGCUUAACAUCCAGACAGCAAGAAGCAGUCCGUGUGUUUACCUCCGCUCCUAUAGCAAAAAGAUAUGAUGUUUUCACUCUAGAGACUGCCGACGAUGUCUGUAUCAUCCUUAAGGGUCUCAUCAACAAGCACCGCACCACUCUCAAUGGCUUUUCUUCCCAGUUUUCUAAAAGCUUUAUGUUUGGCUUUCCUUCUAACUGGCAACAAUUUUCUACAAAUGCUCCUCCUGCUAUCUCUGCGGAUUGUGGAGCAGUAUCUGGGCCUGAAAUUUCUACUCCAAAAUCUGUUCGGUUUUUACAAGAAAAAUUUCCUGAGAAACAAGGUUGUGUCACUCGAAAACAUAGGAAACAAGUUGAAACUUCAGAAUCUCACAAGGUUUCUGAGAAUGGUACUCUCAAUUCUUCAAAAGUUUCUAACUUGAGUGAAGAGAAUAAAGACCAACUGGAUGUUGCACCUACACAGUUUUUACAAGAAAAAUCUCCUGAGAAACUAGGUUGUGUCACUCGGAAACAUAGGAAACAAGUUAAAACUUCAGAAUCUCACAAGGAUUCUAAGAAUAGUACUCUCAAUUCUUCAAAAGUUUCUAACUUGAGUGAUGAGAAUAAAGACCAACAGCAUGUUACACCUAUACAGUUUUUACAAGAGAAAACUCCCGAGAAACACGGUUGUGUCACUCGGAAACAUAGGAUACAAGUUGAAACAUCAGAAUCUCAUAACAUUUCUGAGAAUGGUACUCUCAAUACCUCAAAAGUUUCUAACUUGAGUGAUGAGAAUAAAGACCAACUGGAUGUUACACCUAUUGGUUUUCGGAAAUGUAGUGGUAGAUUGAGGAAUCUCAAAGACAGACCUAUUGGUUUUCAGAAAUGUAGUGAUAAACUGAGGAAUCCCAAAGACAGUCAGACGAUCCUCCUUGUAUCUGGGUGUUCUAUAGAUUUAGAACAACAAAAUGUUAGUCCUGCAACCAGUGACUCUGGGAGAAAAUUGGGUGUGUCUGGUAAAUCUCUGAUUCAUUCAACAGACAGAGUGCCCAAAAUUUCGUUUGCAAAAGUAGGAAGCAAAAGGAAGCAACAGCCAGUGGACACAAAUGUCACAGUAAAACUAGGUGAUGAAUCUUUGAGCACAGGUCCAGAGCAGACUUCUAAUUCAAAAAGAAGGCGUGAUUCUGGGAAUGUCAAGACUAAAGCUGGGCAAGAAACUGGUUUUAAAGGAGGCAAGCACACAAAGACAAGAAAGAGGGAAAUUUAUUUUGAUACAGAAGCAACACCACCAGCUGGGGAGAAUAAAAGUAAAGUAUCUUUAGUCUCCCCUGAUUGUUUGAGUUAUGGACGAUCUAGAUCAGGGCGGCUACUACUACCUGUGAUGGAAUUCUGGCGCAAUCAAAUGCCAGUUUAUGAUGUGGAUCGUAAACUUACUGGAAUUCAGGAAAGCACCCCUGUCGUAGUACCAUCAAGAGGAACUCAAUCCGAGCCCCGAAAAAAGCUGAAUCGGUAGUGGUUUGAGGUGAGUUUUUGUAAGGAGAAAAUCGAAAUUGAGCCAUGGGUUUGGCAUAUCAUAUUUGAGUAUUGUGUUAUUAGAUACACAAGUAGUUAGUUUGACUAGUUUGAGAAUGUAACAUUUGUGUAUGCAUUUACGUAUAUUACAUGUUAUUGAAUGAUUGGUUGUUCUUGUUGAAAGAUUAUAUGUAGAAAGAAUGUGUUGGCUUUCGUGUU
Molecule: messenger RNA, 2283 nt
Organism: Humulus lupulus (European hop)
Lineage: Eukaryota; Viridiplantae; Streptophyta; Magnoliopsida; Rosales; Cannabaceae
Product: kinetochore-associated protein KNL-2 homolog
Exons: 9
Coding region: 146-2065 (639 amino acids)
Source: RefSeq, a predicted model, not a curated record